Messenger RNA from Striga hermonthica, 1734 nucleotides. The record is from the annotation of a GenBank genome assembly. Lineage: Eukaryota; Viridiplantae; Streptophyta; Magnoliopsida; Lamiales; Orobanchaceae.
AUGCUUACCCGACUAAUGUCUUUCCGUUGCGCAAUGUUUCGUCUAGUUCUCUUACUGCCUCUCUUGUGUUCGACGUUUCUCCUCAAAAGUUUGGGAGAUGCCUCGAGACCCGAGAGGGUCGAAGCAAAAAAUGGGGUCGUGGCCACUGAUGAAACAGCAUGCUCGAGAAUCGGACGCGAUCUUCUUAAACAAGGGGGCCACGCAGUUGAUGCUGCUGUGGGGGCCACACUUUGUAUAGGUGUCGUGAGCCCCGCUGAGAGUGGGCUCGGUGGAGGAGGAUUUAUACUCGUUCGCCAGGCAGAUGGGCAGGCGAAAGUUUACGACAUGAGAGAAAUUGCACCUGGACGAGCUUCCAAGGAUAUGUUUGCCAACAUGACUGAGCUCGAGUGGAAAGUCAACCCUCUUUCCAUAGCUGUCCCGGGACAGCUGGCGGGUCUCUACACAGUCCAGCAGAAAUAUGGGAAGCUUCCGUGGGCAUCCGUCGUGAAGCCUUGCGAGGAUCUCGCGCGCAAUGCUUUCAAAAUCUCCCGCGCCCUCUCUCGAAAAAUCGCCAGCGUGGGCCCACACAUUUUGUCCGACGAGAGUUUUGGGAGCGUAUUUGCUCCAAACGGGCAGAUUCUCGUCGAGGGGCAGACUCUACGCCUCCGCAAACUGGCUGACACGCUGGCGGCCAUCGGCAAGCACGGGAUGGGAAUUUUCUACAACGGCUCGAUUGCCGAUGGCUUAGUAAAGGACAUUCGAAAGCGAAAAGGGAUCGUCACUAAGGAAGAUUUUCAGAAAUACCGAGUUAUUACGAGAGAACCUCUUGUUUCUUCGGUAUUGGGGUAUAACUUGCUGACCGUACCACCUCCUGCUUCGGGUGGGGCAGUCGUGAUACUCAUACUAAAGACUCUUUCGAAGUUUGAUAACAAUGUUACCACGUCGCUUUUUGUGCAUAGAACGAUCGAGGCACUAAAAUAUGCACUUGCUCUGAGGAUGAAUCUUGGAGAUCCCGGUUUUGUGAACAUUACCAAUAUAGUAAACUAUAUGACUGCAGAUAGCACCGCGCAGAAAAUUAAGAAUCUGAUAGACGACAAGAAAACGUUUGAUCCCGUUCAUUAUGGGAGCAGGUGGAGUCAGGUGGAUGAUCACGGGACGAAUCAUCUCUGUAUUAUAGAUCGUGAGCGUAAUGUGGUAACAAUGACGACUAGUAUAAAUACUCGGUUCGGAUCGAAAAUAAUGUCAGAAAGUACCGGGAUAUUCUUUAACAAUCAGAUGUACGAUUUUUCGAUUCCUACAUCGAAAGGUAAACCAGGAGCACCCGCAAACUAUGUUAGUCCAUAUAAAAGGCCUCUGUCUUCUUUGGAACCUAUCAUUCUUUUAAAGGGAGGAUGUGUAAGAGCCGUGAUAGGCUCUGCGGGAGGUUUGCUGAUACCGGAUUCAGUUUCUCAGACCUUACUGAAUUUUUUCGUUCGGAAAAAACAUAUAUUCACCUCCGUCAAGACUCCAAGAUUUUACCACAGACUAUAUCCGAACGUGCUCUUGCACGAGAACUACUCGUCGGUGAACAGUGAUCAUUACGUGUACACGGAUAAGACACUGAGUGAUCUGAAGAAAAGGGGACAUCAUUUAAGACAGGCAACUGCUAUGAUGACUACUUGCCAGUUUGUCGUACAAACGUUAAUCGGUAAUAAAACCGGUUUGCUUACGGCUGUUAGUGACCUGAGAAAAGGUGGUUUUCCAGCAGGUUACUGA